This is a messenger RNA of Emericellopsis cladophorae, 1074 nucleotides long. RefSeq lists its product as uncharacterized. The record is from RefSeq and is a predicted model, not a curated record. NCBI's taxonomy places the organism in Eukaryota, Fungi, Ascomycota, Sordariomycetes, Hypocreales, Bionectriaceae. Gene Ontology annotation, biological process: endoplasmic reticulum tubular network organization. Bases 1 to 1074 code for a protein of 357 amino acids. Gene Ontology annotation, cellular component: endoplasmic reticulum tubular network. The transcript is spliced from 3 exons.
AUGGUCUCCUUCUGGCCUUGGAGGGGCGAGUCCUCCGACACGGCAUCCUUCGAAAAGACUCUCUCGAACCUCUCCACAAAGAUCGCCGCCAACCAAGCGCAUCUCGACAAACUGCGCUCGCGCGCCCGACGGGUCAAGGUACUAUGGACGCUCUACAUGACCUUUGCCUUCCUUGUCUACGCCGUCGUUAUGAUUGCCGUGGUGGGAUAUAAUCGCAUGGGCGCGUACGAGUGGACAGCAAUGGCAGGCGGUCCCGUCUUGAUCUAUGCUACUAGAAGGCUGACAACCGGGUACUUCAACCUGCGAAUCGACUCCCUCUCUCAGAAGCUUAAAGAGCAGCAAGAGGAACGAGCAAAGACGAUCCAGAAGCUCAAGGACGCGACCAAGUAUGACUCCACGAUGGAGCUCAUUGAGAAGUACGGCGGGGCAGAUGGCAAAUCUGGAAAGGGCAAGAAGAAGGCUGCUGGCGACGGCGGAGACGACACCGCAAAGGCCAACGAUGGCAAGACAGGCAAGCAUCCGCAAGGUCCGGCUCCCAGCCGGACGACAAUGCCACCGCCUCCCACCGCGAACAUUCAGAGAAGAACGGACGUACCUCAGCAGCAGCACCGCUCGCGACCGCAGGCGAUGGAGGAGGCCAACGCCGAGUUCGCGCCCAAUGCCGAGUACACCCAGAUGCCGCCCCUGGCCCACCAGCACCAGCAGCCACCACAUCAACCGCCCGAAUCGCACUGGUACGACCGCGUGUUCGACGUUUUGCUCGGCGAGGAUGAGACGGCGCCCAAGAAUCGCAUCGUCCUCCUUUGCAGCCAAUGUCGCCUUGUGAACGGGCAAGCACCGCCAGGUGUCAAGACGCUCGCAGAAAUUGGCAAAUGGAGAUGCAUGGCAUGCGGUGCCAUGAAUGGGGAAGUCGCUGAGGACGAAGGGCAUCGGAUCGUGCGAGAAGUUCUUGGCGAGCAGACGGAAGAACCUGCAGAGGAUAUGCCCGUCAGCGACAGCAGCAGUGAUGCGGCAGAAGCUGGAGAUAGUCCCGCUGCCACGGUCAAGAAACGGAGAAGCAGGCUGUCCAAGUGA